Messenger RNA from Pyricularia oryzae 70-15, 366 nucleotides. RefSeq lists its product as uncharacterized. Lineage: Eukaryota; Fungi; Ascomycota; Sordariomycetes; Magnaporthales; Pyriculariaceae. The transcript has a single exon. The record is from RefSeq and is a predicted model, not a curated record. Bases 1 to 366 code for a protein of 121 amino acids.
AUGCUCGCGGGGGAGCUGUCGGCGUGUUUCUCUUUCCAGAACAGAUGGGAUGGGUGCCUCAGAAGUCUUGCCCGCGGUUUUACUGGACAGAAAUUGGUCGUCUUCGAAACAAAGUGGGUGAUCGUGCUCGCCUCAGCCCACUCAAAUCCCAGCUUCGCCCCGAAUCUCUGGAGUAAGAAAGUAAGGUCUAGAAAGGCAUUCCACCGAAGAACCAAGAAGUUAGUCACGAUGGGCGCGAAUUCAUCUGUGGCAACAGAAGUGAGCAAGCAAUUUAUUGGGAUUGGCUCUUGUUUGCGUGGGCUUUCCUCAUGGUUGAAUUGGUGUCGAAUCGCUUUCGCUCCUGCGUUUUCUCGACCCGUCGCAUAG